Lachancea mirantina is the source of this 711-nucleotide messenger RNA. The record is from the annotation of a GenBank genome assembly. Lineage: Eukaryota; Fungi; Ascomycota; Saccharomycetes; Saccharomycetales; Saccharomycetaceae.
AUGAACUUGAGACAGCGUUCGAAUGACGAAUUGAAAUGUCCACGGGACAUUUUCCGGAGUAGAUUAAUUUAUGAAAUUUUUGUUCAUAAGUUUUCUACUGGAUUUUCGUUGUUGGCCCUGAGUAUGGGAAUUUGGUGUUAUGUCGUUGGUGGUCCAGUCGCAUCUGCUGUUUUGAUGGCUUCUCUGGUUUUGGGUGGAGUCUUUCUAUCUGUGCUGCUAAUAGCUUUUAGCGUUUUCUCUGAUACGCCUUGGUACUUCAAGGUUCUUAUUGCAGUGGCGUUGUAUGCGAAGCGUACAUCGAUAAGAAAUGCUGUUGACGAGAAAUUGGCGUGGGGGGAUGGUUUCAACGGGAAAUUAGGGUGGGAUGUAGGAACGGUAAGAGAUUACAUGCGUGAAAUUUUGAUCGCGAAUCCCGGCGACGAUCAGGCGAAAUGGGAUUCUAUUGCGGCCAAUAUGAAUUCUGUCAUUUACGUCAAGAGUUGGUGGGCUACACCUUACUUUUUUUACGACGGUUACAAUUGUCAGUCGUGGUUUGACAGCAGGUAUGUGGGCCCGUUUUUGAAAGACGAGGACCGAUUUCCACCCAUCCUGAGACCCUUUAUAAGUGCGGCAGUUAAAAGCUAUGUGCGAAAUUCUGAAGAACAAUUGCAACGACUCGCGGAAGAUGUUGUCUCUGAGACUGCAUCUGUGGAUGACUCUUACCCAAAGUGA